This is a messenger RNA of Ectocarpus sp. CCAP 1310/34, 336 nucleotides long. NCBI's taxonomy places the organism in Eukaryota, Phaeophyceae, Ectocarpales, Ectocarpaceae. The record is from the annotation of a GenBank genome assembly.
AUGUUUACUCUGUGUGACCGUGCCGACGCUGUGCCUCCUCGCGAAAGACCACCCGCUCUGGCCCCCGCGUGCCUGUGGGUGGGUGCUCUCGAAGCGGCCGCUAAGAGCGACGGCAUCGUGGUCGCCAUCACGAAGCACGGGGGCCACUGCGGCUGGUUCGGCUGGUUCGACGGGCUCGGUGCUGGCUCCUGGCUGGAUCGGGCCACGAAAAAUUUCCUGUCGUCAGCUUCGGAGCUGUCGAAAGAGCCGAAGGCCGACGGCACCACCGCUGACCAUGGCGCCAGUACAACAGCAGAGGCCUCUACUCGAAUCUCGGAAGCCGCCGAGAGUCGAUAA